UGUCGGGAAGGCCUCUGUCGAGCCCUAGAGGAGCAGACAUGGCCAAUAACUCUUUUCGUGGGUCCAAACACGGCCGACGUGAUGACGUUAACCACGAGGCAGAGUUCAGCUGCUCGCUGCAGGAGCUGCGCUCGCUCAUGGAGCUGAGAGGACCGGAGGCUCUGACCAGGAUCCAGAAAAGUUAUGGAGAUGUUAAUGGGCUGUGUAGCAGACUGAAGACUUCACCUGUCCAAGGUCUAGAUGGAAACUCUGACGACAUCAACAGAAGGAAAAAGGAGUUUGGACAGAACGUAAUCCCUCCUAAAAAGCCAAAGACCUUUUUGCAGUUAGUGUGGGAAGCCCUGCAGGAUGUCACGCUCAUCAUCCUCGAGGUGGCAGCCGUCAUUUCACUUGGGCUUUCUUUCUACAAACCGCCAGAUGCUGAGAGACAGAACUGUGGCAGCGCGGCUGGCGGCAUGGAGGACGAGGACGAGUCGGACACUGGGUGGAUCGAGGGCGCUGCCAUCCUACUGUCCGUGGUGUGCGUGGUCCUGGUGACGGCCUUCAAUGAUUGGAGCAAGGAGAAGCAGUUCCGCGGCCUCCAGAACCGCAUCGAGCAGGAGCAGAAGUUCACUGUGGUCCGAGGUGGACAGGUGAUCCAGAUCAAUGUGUCCGAGAUCGUGGUCGGAGACAUUGCACAAGUCAAAUAUGGUGACCUUCUCCCAUCUGACGGCAUCCUGAUCCAGGGCAACGAUCUUAAGAUCGACGAGAGCUCUCUGACCGGAGAGUCCGAUCAUGUGAAGAAGAGCGUCAGUGAAGACCUCAUGAUGCUGUCAGGUACCCAUGUAAUGGAGGGCUCUGGAAAAAUGCUGGUCACCGCUGUAGGCGUGAACUCUCAGACUGGCAUCAUCUUCACACUGCUCGGCGCUGGUGACGAUGGCGAGGGCGAAGGUGAAGAGAAGGCUGAGAAAGAGAAGAAGAAGAAAGAGAAAGAAAAGAGGAAAGAGGAGCGGAAAAAGAAGGAGAAGAAGGACAAGAAAAGUAAAAAAGACGACAAAGGCAAGAAAGGGAAAAACAAGGAUGGAGCCAAUGUGGAGAUGCAGCCGCUCAACGAGGACGAAGAACCAGACAAGAAGAAAAACCUUCCAAAGAAGGAGAAGUCCGUCCUCCAGGGAAAGCUGACCAAACUGGCUAUGCAGAUCGGCAAAGCAGGUCUCAUAAUGUCGUCUCUCACCGUCCUAAUCCUCAUCACUCGCUUUGUGAUCGACACCUUCUGGAUUCAAGGGGUUCCCUGGACCAAUGAGUGUAUGCCCAUCUACGUGCAGUUCUUAGUGAAGUUCUUCAUCAUCGGUGUGACAGUGCUGGUCGUGGCCGUGCCUGAAGGUCUCCCUCUGGCUGUCACUAUCUCCUUGGCCUAUUCAGUCAAGAAAAUGAUGAAGGACAACAACCUUGUCCGCCACCUAGACGCCUGUGAGACGAUGGGCAACGCCACAGCCAUUUGCUCCGACAAGACAGGUACACUAACUAUGAACCGCAUGAGAGUGGUGCAGGCCUACAUCGCAGGAUCCUACUACAAAGAGGUGCCGGAGCCAAGCAAGAUCCCUGCCCAGAUACUGGACCUGCUCAUCCUGGGUAUUGGGGUCAACUGCGCCUACACCACCAAGAUCAUGCCUCCAGAGAAGGAGGGCGGGCUCCCUCGCCAGGUGGGAAACAAGACUGAAUGUGCCUUACUGGGACUCACCCUCGACCUGCACAGAGACUACCAGACCAUCCGCAAUGAGAUCCCAGAGGAAAGACUGUUCAAGGUCUACACUUUCAACUCUACAAGGAAGUCCAUGAGUACUGUGCUAAAGAACCAUGACGGCAGCUACCGAAUGUUCAGCAAGGGGGCCUCUGAGAUCCUGCUCAGAAAGUGCUGUAAAAUUCUGAUGGGCAGCGGAGAAGCCAAUGUCCUCAAAUCUCGGGACCGAGACCACCUGAUAAAGAACGUGAUUGAGCCAAUGGCUUCAGAGGGCCUAAGGACUAUAUGCCUCGCCUACAGAGACUUCCCCACAGCUGAUGGAGAGCCUGACUGGGACAAUGAGGUCCAGAUCCUCACCGGCCUCACCUGCAUCGCUGUGGUUGGCAUUGAGGACCCUGUGCGACCUGAGGUACCAGAUGCCAUCCGAAAGUGCCAGCGGGCCGGGAUCACGGUCCGCAUGGUGACCGGAGACAACAUCAACACUGCACGGGCCAUUGCAGUCAAAUGUGGCAUCCUGCAACCUGGAGACGACUUUGUGUGUAUGGAGGGCAAAGAGUUCAACCGACUGAUCCGAAACGAGCUGGGAGAGAUUGAGCAGGAGCGUAUUGACAAGAUUUGGCCAAACCUGAGAGUCCUCGCCAGAUCGUCGCCAACGGACAAACACACUCUGGUCAAAGGUAUCAUCGACAGCACGGUGCUGGAGCAGAGGCAGGUUGUCGCUGUUACAGGAGAUGGAACAAAUGACGGGCCUGCCCUCAAGAAAGCUGAUGUCGGCUUCGCCAUGGGCAUUGCAGGAACAGAUGUGGCGAAGGAGGCGUCUGACAUCAUCCUGACGGACGACAACUUCAGCAGCAUUGUGAAAGCUGUGAUGUGGGGCAGGAACGUCUACGACAGUAUCUCUAAGUUCCUGCAGUUCCAGCUCACUGUGAACGUGGUCGCUGUCAUAGUGGCCUUCACCGGGGCCUGCAUUACCCAGGACUCUCCUCUAAAAGCUGUGCAGAUGUUGUGGGUCAACCUCAUCAUGGACACCUUCGCUUCACUGGCUCUCGCCACCGAGCCUCCCACCGAGGCGCUGCUGCUCAGGAACCCAUACGGCCGAAAGAAGCCACUCAUCUCCCGCACCAUGAUGAAGAACAUUCUUGGACACGCCAUCUUCCAGCUGACACUAAUCUUCAUCCUGCUCUUCCUCGGCGAGAUAUUGUUCGACAUCGACAGCGGCAGGAACACCCCCCUCCAUGCACCACCCUCUGAGCACUACACCAUCGUGUUCAACACCUUUGUCCUCAUGCAGAUCUUCAACGAACUCAACGCCCGCAAGAUUCACGGAGAGAGGAACGUCUUCGAGGGCGUCUUCAAGAACCCAAUCUUCUGCACUAUUGUCCUGGGAACCUUGCUCAUACAGGUGGUCAUCGUGCAGUUUGGUGGUAAACCAUUUAGCUGUGUGAAUCUGACCCUCGACCAGUGGCUGUGGUGUAUUUUCAUGGGCCUCAGCAGCCUCCUAUGGGGACAGCUGGUGUCCAGUGUCCCCACCAGCUGGCUGAAGUUCCUGAAGACAGCAGGCCACGGCACGCAGCAGGAGGAGAUCCCUGAGGAAGAGCUGGAGGAGAUGAAUGACCUGGAUGAGAUCGACCACGCUGAGAUGGAGCUGAGGAAGGGGCAGGUGCUCUGGUGCCGUGGUCUCAACCGCAUCCAGACACAGAUCCGUGUGGUGAAUGCCUUCAGAGAUAGCGUGUCUCCCUACGAAGGCCUGGAGACGCCCGAGGCUCGCAGCUCCAUCCACAACUUCAUGAUCCACCCCGAGUUCCGGAUCGAGGACAUGGAGCCUCAUAUCCCCCUGAUUGAUGAGAACGAAGGCGAGGACGAGGCCCCCACCAAACGGAUCUCCAUCAUUAUCCCACCGCCGCUGACAGGACUGUCCAACCUACCCCCCUCGCCCAACCAGAACAACAAUGCCAUGGACGUUAUCACCCCACUGCACAAGGACGCCUCCAGGGCCGGUCUGAUCCAAUCCAACUCAGCGAGCCUGCCACCGUGUCCAGGGAGCCCUCUGCACAGCCUGGAGACCUCACUGUGA
Messenger RNA from Limanda limanda (common dab), 3794 nucleotides. Its product is annotated as plasma membrane calcium-transporting ATPase 1-like. The record is from RefSeq and is a predicted model, not a curated record. The coding region runs from base 39 to 3794 and encodes 1251 amino acids. Gene Ontology annotation, biological process: regulation of cytosolic calcium ion concentration; calcium ion transmembrane transport. NCBI's taxonomy places the organism in Eukaryota, Metazoa, Chordata, Actinopteri, Pleuronectiformes, Pleuronectidae. Gene Ontology annotation, cellular component: intracellular membrane-bounded organelle; membrane. Gene Ontology annotation, molecular function: P-type calcium transporter activity; PDZ domain binding; ATP binding. The transcript has 20 exons.